This is a messenger RNA of Zasmidium cellare ATCC 36951, 471 nucleotides long. RefSeq lists its product as uncharacterized. Bases 1 to 471 code for a protein of 156 amino acids. NCBI's taxonomy places the organism in Eukaryota, Fungi, Ascomycota, Dothideomycetes, Mycosphaerellales, Mycosphaerellaceae. Gene Ontology annotation, molecular function: protein binding. The record is from RefSeq and is a predicted model, not a curated record. The transcript has a single exon.
AUGCCUUUGCAUCAAGCAGCCGUGACAGGGCAAAGCGCCAUGUGCGAGCUUCUCCUCGAUCGCGGAGCCCAAGUCGAUUGCGUUGACGACGACUUGAACACCCCAUUACAUUACUGCGCCGCAGCCGGCUCGGUGUCCUCUGUCAAAGUCCUCCUCCGCAACGGAGCGGACAUCGAAGCGAGACAAAUCCAUGGCUUGACGCCUGUCUCUUGGGCGAGUCACAAGGGCCACACUGAGGUGCUUGAGCUUCUGCUAGGCUAUGGUGCUCGUCUGGACUGUAAAGCUGACGGUGGUGCCACGCCGUUGCACCUCGCUGCGAACCGUGGGCAUACUGCUGCUGUGCGGUUACUGUUAGAGAAGGGCGCGAGUCGAAAGGCCGGACGUGCGAGUUGGGACGGAGUGGUCGGCACGCCGGCUGAAAUGGCUAAGGCGAAGGGCCAUGCUAGGCUUGCGAGGCUUUUGCAGAGGUGA